GGUGUAUGUAGUCUAUAGAUGGUCAUGACCCAGAUGAAAUUUUGUUGCAGAACCACCAAAUGCUUGCUGCUAUUCAUAAAGGAAGUGUUGAACAAGCCAGAGCAUCUCAUAUAUACAGCUACAGACAUGGUUUCAGAGGCUUUGCAGCCAAGAUGACAGAGGACCAAGCUUCCCAACUAGCCGAGAUGCCGGGAGUGGUGUCGGUGUUUAGGAAUAACAGGAUGGCAAGCUGGUGCAAGAAAUGUGUAUAUUUAAAACCAAAAUUGGAAAAAUUGGCAGCAGAUUACUAUCCGAGAGUGAAUGUCACAGUUGGAGAGGGAGAAGAAAGAAUUUUGAUGACCAGAUUGCACACUGUUGCUGACAUUUUCUGCGUUGGGUGUGGAUCAAUUUUGGGAUGGAAAUACGAGACUGCCCAUGAAAAGAGCCAAAAGUACAAGGAAGGAAAACCUGUCCUUCAGUGGUUAGCAGAUAAUUGUUUUGAUGAGUCAAAGAAAGAGAUAUUUGCUAUGAAACCAACCUCAGAAUAA
Molecule: messenger RNA, 527 nt
Organism: Camellia sinensis
Lineage: Eukaryota; Viridiplantae; Streptophyta; Magnoliopsida; Ericales; Theaceae
Source: RefSeq, a predicted model, not a curated record